AUGAAUACAGAACUCAACUGUUGCCGAACUGUUAGUCUAAUAAAUGAGACAAUAGACAUGUGGCCAGAGGAAAAGUUUGCAGAUCUCGUUCGUCGCUGUUCAACGAUUGGUACAGAUCAAAACUGUUCACAUUCGUCCUUAUUUCAUUGUCCACUUUCAUUGAAAUGCAUCUCAAAACAUCGACUAGUCGAUGGUUGGAAUGAUUGUUAUUUCGGAGAAGAUGAAUUAUUUCCUGCUUGUCAAUUAAAUGAUUCAUGGAGAUUUAUUUGUGAAUCUGAACCAAAUAAAUGUUUAUCAAGGAUUGCACUUAGAAAUGGAGAUCAAAAUUGUCGAAAUGGAGAAGAUGAACUGACUAAGAAUCAACGAAAUACUUUAAAAGGCAACAUACCGUUUGAACUUUUUUGUGAUGGUCAAAAUGAUUUAUUAUGGAUGGAUAUGUUGAAUGAAACCGAUGAAACCCAUUGUGAAUGGUGGCCAUGUAACACUCCAAAUGUUCAAUGUGAUAACGUUUGGCAUUGUCUAAAUGGUGCCGACGAACUUAAUUGUCCUGGAAUACAAUGUCUAUCAAACGAACAUAGAUGUCAAAUUGGGUUCUCAAAUGAGUAUAUUUGUGUACCGAUACUUCAUCUAAUGGAAACAUAUUCAAAUUGUGAGACUUCCUUUUUUCGUCAAAUCUAUCUUAAUAAUGUAAUAUUUAACGAUUCUAUGAAUUAUUUCUUAUGGAAUCAAACAAAAUGUAUUAUGUCAAAACAUGUAUUACGUUUUUAUGGAAUAAAAUCGACAGCUGUAUUUAUACAUUGUAUCACUGCAUUUGAAAAUUCUAAACAUCAACGUACAACAAUAUUGAAAAAGAUCGAAUAUGACGAAAAUAUAAUUACACUCUUGGUCACACAACCAUUUCAUAUUCUCAUUGCUGAAUUAUUUAAUCAAAAUUAUUAUUUGAUUGUAUUAAGAGAAAAAUUUAUUGAAUCAGAACAUAUUCAAACUAAAUUAACAUCGAAGCAAAGAUGUGUCUUUAUACAUGAACUAUUAAACACGACUUUUCGAUCUUAUUCUCCUUUUAAUCGUAUUAAAUACUAUCCUCUUUUAUGUCGACAACAUCAACAAUUGGUGUGCUUGUACGAUGAAAACUAUAUGUGUAUAUGUGAUUUGGAUCGAUUCUCGAAUUGUUUCACAUUUGAUCAUUCAAUCACUUAUGAUUGUCAUGGUUACAGUGAUUGUAAAAAUGGUGGUCAAUGUUUUCAAGACAAUUUCACAUGUUCAACUGUAUCAGUAUGUGUUUGUUCAGAUUGUUAUUAUGGAACAAAAUGUCACAUUUCAACAAGAGGUUUUGUUUUAUCACUUGAUUGUAUUCUUGGUUAUCAUAUUAAACCAAAUGUCUCGUUUUUUCGACAACCAUUAAUUGUUCAAAUGAGUGUGGCGUCCACAACAGUUAUGCUCAUUUUUGGAUCGAUCAAUGGGAUUUUAUCUAUAUCGACAUUUCGCAUGAAGAAAGCAACAGAUGUGGCUCGUUCUCGUGUCACUGUACGAACAAGAUUAUCGUUCAAAGAACAUUUACAAUUACAAUUUAAACAACAUAAACAUCAUCUAAUUGCAUCAUGUACAUUGGCAUUGUUAGCAUUACCGCGGCUAAUCAAAUCAUUUAUUGGUGAAUGUAUGAAAUCACCACGUAAUUCAUGGUUAUUUCUUCUUGGUUAUUUAAUUUCAUUUUUACCAUCGAUGGUGACAUUUAUCGUAUUUGUAUUACCAUCAAAAAUAUAUAAAGAUGAAUUCAAUAGUGUCAUCAACCGACUAAUUCGACGAUUAUCUACACAUGUUAAUUACUAA
Didymodactylos carnosus is the source of this 1827-nucleotide messenger RNA. The record is from the annotation of a GenBank genome assembly. NCBI's taxonomy places the organism in Eukaryota, Metazoa, Rotifera, Eurotatoria, Philodinida, Philodinidae.